AUAUGGCGGGCAAAGUUGCGUUGGCUGGCUUGCGCAUGGGCCGGAUCCAAUAGUGAUGACCGACCUUUUUUCCAACGGCCUUCACGCGCCCUCUUCCCAUUCUUAGGAAACACUUUUCCGCCUGGAAUCCCAUCUUCACUCAUAUACAACAAUCAUUUCGAUAUCAUUCGUUCAUACACCCACGGAUAGAGACAACGAGGACAUGAAAGAUCCAUCUUUACGGGCCCUCCAGGAUUACUCAAAGCAUUCUCAAACAGGAUGCUCGCCAUUAGCCAGGCCAAGACAGCCACCAUGAAGACCGCACCAAGCACCUCAGACAACCGAAAUUCAAGCCUGAGAAUAGCAUCAUCAACCUGGUCGCGUAAUACUCGCUACACUCUUCGGCUACCCCUCGUUGGUCGGCAAAUCCAUGCGUCCUCGCGUGGGCCUUGUCGACAGGUUGAGACGGCACUCUACAUGCCUUCAACCCUUUACCGCAGCUUCCAUGAGUUUGAGCGGGAAGUCUGCAGCGCAAUCUUUGGUGCUCUGUAUGAGCAAGGCGAAACGACAAGCUUUGCCAUGUACGCCGAGAUGGAACUUUUUUAUCAUGUGCAAGACGGCCAGUCAGGUCACCUGUCUCCUAAACGCGAGAGAGUGACGUUGAACGAUGAAACCUGGGAGGAUGUUCUGGAGCUUGUUCUGUCGGGCUCGGCCAAGAAGGCAGAGCUGCGGGCGGUCUGGCACAGGUCAAGGGGAUCGGUGCAACUCUCCAAAAGCAUGUCGCCAUCGAACUUCCCAGCACACAAGAACAUGGAUCUCGUUGGUCCCAUCAGAAGCGGCAGCAGUAUCAGUCCGAGACGCUCGGAGACCAUGUCGACCAGAAGAAGUAGCUCAGGGAGCGGACGUGACACCAGUCCGGUCAGUAGAGCGGACAGUGGGUUGGGCCAGAUGACAGUGUUGUCAAAGUGAACAACGGACAAGAAGCUCGAGAAAACGCAAGCCUUGUUGACUGUGAAUUUGUCCGUUCCAACGCCGCGCUAAUAAUGCAAGUGUUCUCAUGCCGAUGGUGUCUCUCAGUCCGAAUAGUCGUCUUCUUCCUUUGCCCU
Aureobasidium subglaciale EXF-2481 is the source of this 1085-nucleotide messenger RNA. RefSeq lists its product as uncharacterized. The record is from RefSeq and is a predicted model, not a curated record. Lineage: Eukaryota; Fungi; Ascomycota; Dothideomycetes; Dothideales; Saccotheciaceae. Bases 259 to 948 code for a protein of 229 amino acids. The transcript has a single exon.